Molecule: messenger RNA, 1035 nt
Organism: Laccaria bicolor S238N-H82
Lineage: Eukaryota; Fungi; Basidiomycota; Agaricomycetes; Agaricales; Hydnangiaceae
Exons: 2
Coding region: 1-924 (307 amino acids)
Source: RefSeq, a predicted model, not a curated record
AUGAAAGGCCUUGGCUACAGCUGCUCCGAGGAUGGCGAUCUUGAGUUCAGGAAGCUUGGUUCUGGGACGUUUGGUGUCGUCUACCUUCACACUGGUCUCCCUGGAGUUGUCAAGAAGUGUCGCACAAUUAAUGGGUGCGACACUCUCAGGAACGAACACAAUCAGCUUCAUUCGAUUCAUCAAGCACUCAGCGCCUCUGGGAAUGCCAUCCUCGCGCCAGCCCCUUUAGAGUUCUACACGAUUGACUCAGAUUUUUGGGAAGACAUCACACUUCCUGCCAAUGAUGUCUCUAGGACAUGCGCGUACGGAAUGAGCCGAGUAUAUGCCCCCCCUCCAGCCCUGCGGAAGAAGAUCAUCGACUUAUUUUGCCCCGCCCACCUGCGCAACAAUCCGUCCAUCAAACCUAGCAUGAUCCAUGUGGCUCGCAUUCUCCUCGGUCGUGCAAUUUCCAACCCCGGACGGGUCGCACCACAACGAUUUUUCGACACCUAUAACUUUCCCCUCACCCGUGACCGUGUUGAACUGCUUGGGAUCGAUGUUGAAAAUACAGCGGUAGAGAUGGGUCGUCUGUUAGCCCAAAUGCAUAUGAAGGCCAAGAACGACGCACGGGACAUCGAAAUCGUUCUCGGCGCCAACGUCACAGACAACUCUUCAAAACCCGAUGAACCACGAAUUUGGGUCAUCGACUUCAACCAAGUAGCUCCGUUCAAUUGCACCGAAGAGGAGAUACCUCGUCUCGUUGAAGCUUUCUAUGCUAAUGAAGCUUACUUUCCUCGCCCACGACCCAGUGAUGAGUUGUAUAAUCUGUUUUCGCAAGCAUACAUUGCAGAGUGUGCAAAGAUUGAUGAUGUGGCAGUUGUGCUCGGCCGUCUGUUUAUCCAUGCCUUGGAGAGGGAGCAGCUUGCAAGGGACCAGGUGAACUGAGCCAUGUUCCCAGUUUUAUUCAUAAAGCUGGUAGACUUUUGAUGUAAAAGAUUUGUGAUGUCUGCUGUUCAUACAUAUGUAGGCAUACAACGGAAACUAGAUAUCUUGACG